UUACUCAUACAUCGGUCUGCGUUCUCAACAGACGGUCGAUUCGCGAGUUUCGGUGCGCGGCGCACAUCCCGCGAUUGGUGCGUGUUCUCCCUUUGCGACCCGUGGUGAAGCAAGUCCGUGAUGUUCCUCUAGUUGCACGGUUAUCUACGCGUUCCCUGGUUCGAGCUAAACGGUACAGUGGUGUUGUGGUGCAAGUGUGCAAAAGCCGCCGUGCUGCAAUCGAGCAGAAUGAAUAAACAAAAGUGACCGAUUGUUUAGUUCCUGCCCUAAACUACGAUGAUCGUUAGGUGACGCGAUUGGACUGUUGGAGUGUUGUUUUUUUUUUCAACGCUGAGUGAUAUAUCAAUUUAAGACCACCCGGUAUCCGUCCACCACAAGCGAGCGAAAAAGUGUGUGUAUCAAUUUCAGUUAAUCUGUCCAACUGCCAUCUGUGCGCCCAAAGUGUCAUCAGUGUUGAUCGCGUGUCUCACGUCAGCCGGACCAAUUGUGAUAAGUGUGCUAGAAUAAAUCACCGCCACCAGGACUGUCGGUUUGAGUAAAUGCUUUCCGUCCUUUUUACGGUUAGAGAAAACUAGUUACUUAAACGCCAGAGACAAAUCACCAAAAAUGAAUGGAAACGGACAUUACCACGGUCAUCGGGCGGAUAGUGAGGAAAAUCUGCAUAAGCCGCCGCACGAGAAUGGCGCCAACUCACAUCCUGCAGGAGCCGGUGCGGAAGCCAACGAACCCAACUUUGAUCGGCUGAACUUCAUGGGACGCUUAUCGUAUCACGUGUCGAUUGCGAUAGGGAAGUUUUUCUACCGGCUCGGUUACUGGAUAGCGAACAAUGCUUGGAAAACGAUCGGGUUAAGCUUUCUGCUGGUGGCUGUAUGCAGCGUGGGCUUCGUCCGGUUUCACAAAGAGAAGAGCCCGAUGAAACUUUGGAUACCGCUGGGGUCAAAGUUUCAGCACGAUACGAACUGGUUGAUUGAACACUUUCAGGAGGGUAAUCGGAUCGAGACGGUGAUGAUCACCGCCCCGGAUGUACUGGUGCCGGAGGUUUUGCAGACGAUUGCGAAAAUAACAGAGGAAGUAGAACGCUUCACGUUUCACAACAGCAAAGGACAUCGGUUAGGGUGGACCGACGUUUGCCACAAAGUUCCUUUCAUAGCGGAAUACACGGCGGACCAAACGCGGCGCAAGCGUCAUGCACAAGAGCUAGAAGAGCAAUCGGUGACGACACGGCGGCCAAAGAAGAGCAAACCCUUCUUCACACCGGUCAUCGACGUGCCUUCCUUUCUGUUCUGUCCAAUGCUGGAGCGGCUUGAGCUGGGGUGCUACGGAAGCAGCUUGCUGGAGCUAUGGAAGUACAAUGUGACCGUCAUGGAAGGACUCUCGAAGGAAGAUAUCGUUGAUAAGCUAAACCGCACCACGGUUAGCCCCAUGACUGGACACACGGUACAGUUUGCGGAGCUGCUGGGUGAUGUGAAGCGGGACUGGAGCGGACGGAUAGUAUCCGCCGGCUCACUGGUGACGCAUUGGUUCGUGCACGUCAACUUCUCGGAGGUCGAUUCGGAUGUUAGUGGGAAUGCUGCUGGCACGGAGGAUUGGGUCACCGAGAAUGCCCUGCUGUGGGAGGAGCAUUUCCUCAACAUUGUGGCCAAGGCAAAGCGCGAAUUGUCCAACAAUGAGACCGACAUUUACUAUGCGGCCGGAAGAAGUUAUGGAGACAUUAGCGAGGAAUCGAUGUUUAAAGACAUGGACAAGCUAGUGUAUGGCGGUAUCGUUAUGUUCGUCUACAUGCAGUUGGUGUUGUCGAAGUUCAGUUGGACCGAGUUUAGGGUUAUUCUUGGCUCCGUAGGGCUGAUGAGCGUUGGGAUGGGCUUCAUUUGCGGAUGCGGCAUUGUGGCUGCGAUUGGUGUGUCGUACGGCCCGGUUCACACCUCGUUACCGUUCCUGCUGAUGGGUCUCGGUGUAGACGACAUGUUCGUAAUGAUGGCUUGCUAUCGCAAGGUGCGCAAAGCCAAUCCCGAUCUACAGCUGGCCGAACGCAUGGGGCUAAUGCUGCAGCAUGCCGGCGCAUCCAUCACCGUCACCUCGCUGACGGACAUCGUUGCGUUCAUCGUGGGCUCCAUCACGGUCAUUCCCUCGCUGCAAUCGUUUUGCAUCUACGCGGCGGCCGGUGUAUUUAUGAUGUUCGUGUUUGUUAUCACCUUCUUCGUGGCCAUAUUUACGCUGGAUGAAAUACGCAUCGCUAGCCGGCGCAACUCGUUCCUGCUGUGGGUAGUGCACGAUGAAAAGUCGACCUCGCUCUGGUGUGAGUACAAUCUGAUGCAUCGCUUUAUCAACGUGCUCUACUCCAAGUUCCUGCUGACGACCGUGGGCAAAACGCUGGUCAUAAUUGCGGUGGUGCUGAUGACGAGCGUUAAUGUGCACAAUCUGCUGAAGCUGCGCCAGAAAUUUGACCCCAAUUGGUUCAUUCCGGAGGACACGUACUACAACCAGUUUGUGGUGAAGACGCACGAGCACUAUCCCAACGCAGGGUACGAGGCGAUGCUGCUGUUCGGCAACCUCAACUACACGGCCGAACUGCCCAAUCUGAUAAGCAUUACGCAUCAGCUCGAAAAUCGGACCGACAUACUGCACAGCUUCAGCUCGUGGGUGACCUCGUUUCAGGACUUUGUGCAUAUGCACUACGAUAAGGACAUUGCGGUAGAUCCGCUGACCGAUAAAGACUUUCGCAAGUACUUGACAAAGUUCCUCUUUAGCUACGAAGGAGGCCGCUUCCAGAUGAAUAUAAAGUUUGCGACCAAGCUCAAGUGUGGCCAGCCCGCACCCAACAUUACCGUCACGACGAUGGACUUUAAGUUUAGACCGUUCAAGGAGCGAGAGGAUUACCUGCCCGCUAAGUACGCCGUGGAGGAAGUGCUGGCGAGGAGUAACAUAAGCACGGGCGACCACUAUCGCACGCUGUGGGCGAAGAUAUUCGGGAACUGGGUGACGGACGAGAUUAUCGAUACGGAAAUUUAUCGCAACAUAUCGCUCGCGCUGAUCGGCGUGAUGUUCUGCUCGGUGGUGCUGAUAGUGAACCUUCAGAUCUGUUUCUGGAUAUUCAUUUGCGUGCUGCUGACGUUGGUCAACGUGGGAGGACUGAUGCAGGUGUGGGGACUUACGCUGGAUUUGGUGUCGUGCAUAGCGCUCCAGCUUGCUGUGGGGCUUUGCGUAGAUUAUGCCGCCCAUAUAGGUCACACCUUCCUGACCAUCAACAAAGGCGACCGGAAUCGUCGAAGUCUCGAAACAGUGCUACACAUCGGGGCAGCCGUUUUCUAUGGCGGAGGUUCAACCAUUCUCUCACUGUCGAUACUGUCCGGUUCGCAGGCGUACACUUAUAGGACAUUCUUCAAAAUAUUCCUACUCGUCAUUGCGUACGGACUGUUCCACGGUACGAUACUGCUGCCGGUGAUACUGAGCCUGAUCGGACCGGCACCGUACAGCGGAUCGCUCAACAGUCUCAACACGAUCAACAACAAUCCCAGCCCGGCAAAGAAAACUGGUCGCGAAGGAACGGAGAUGAUUUCGUUCAUUGGCAGUGAAAAGUAUAUACCAAAUGGUGCGGAACUGUAGGCAAAUCAGCGGCAAGCAGAGAUAGCUUUGUCGCCGGUCCAUCUCGUGCUCUUAUUGUCGUUAGAGCUUUUAGCAGGUUCUUUUAAACCCGUUCUAUCUCACGAACAAAGAAUGCCUAGCGACUCCAAUUGUGAUCGAUCAUGUUCUCUUCCAUUUGCAUGAUUUUAAGAAGUAUUUUUACUCCAGUGUACAUAUAGACGAUAGUGCGUUAGAAGCAUUAAGAACGAAAGGUGUGGGGUUGACAAUUAGUUGUAAGUGUAGAAAUGAUUAAAACAAGAUUGUUGAAAAUAAAACAAAAAUCAUCCAAGCACGUGGCACGAACAGCAGCGCUGAUAGUUCGUCCCAUGGUUAGAUUUG
Messenger RNA from Anopheles stephensi (Asian malaria mosquito), 3960 nucleotides. RefSeq names its product patched domain-containing protein 3-like. Gene Ontology annotation, cellular component: membrane. The record is from RefSeq and is a predicted model, not a curated record. NCBI's taxonomy places the organism in Eukaryota, Metazoa, Arthropoda, Insecta, Diptera, Culicidae. The transcript is spliced from 7 exons. The coding region runs from base 607 to 3603 and encodes 998 amino acids.